UGAUCGGCAUCCAUCAACCCCCCUCCAGCACCUGUGGACCAUUAAAACCCUCAGCAAUAACAACAAGAAACGAACUAUCGAUAAACUAAAGCCCAACAAAUGACAACACAAUGAUAGCGAACGCUAUGGCUUCAUACUCAGCAACACUAACAAGCACAGCCACGAAUCUGCCCAGCAUCCUACAAAACACGACCCUUCACAACAAAACCAACGUUACCACCAUUGAAAACCCCCGUCCGGACUGGACAGAUCUUUUGGUGCUCAUCGUGAAGGGCUGCAUUUUCGGCAUCAUCAUCAUCAGCGCAGUGUUAGGCAAUGCUCUGGUGAUCAUCAGUGUCCACCGCCACAGGAAGCUCAGGGUCAUCACGAACUAUUAUGUCGUCAGUCUAGCUAUGGCUGAUAUGUUGGUAGCGCUGUGCGCUAUGACGUUCAACGCGAGUGUGGAGCUGACCAACGGUAAGUGGUUGUUCGGGUAUUUUAUGUGCGAUGUCUACAACAGCUUGGACGUUUACUUUUCCACCGCGAGCAUUCUGCAUUUGUGCUGCAUCAGUGUGGACAGGUACUACGCGAUAGUGCGACCUCUAGAAUAUCCCAUCACCAUGACCCACAAGACCGUGUCCUUCAUGCUAGCCAACGUGUGGUCGCUACCUGCUGUGAUCAGCUUCACUCCGAUCUUCCUCGGCUGGUACACUACAGAUGACCACAAGCAGUACCGUCUGAGCCACCCCGACGUAUGCAUUUUCGUGGUGAACGAGUACUACGCCGUGAUAAGUAGCUCCAUCAGUUUCUGGAUACCGGGUAUUGUGAUGGUGACGAUGUACUGUAGAAUUUACAAAGAAGCAGUGAGGCAGAGAAAGGCCCUGUCCCGGACUUCUUCUAAUAUUAUUCUGAACUCGAUUCACCAGCACAGAACGUCGUAUCGCGAUCGGUAUGGGGACCACUACUUGCAUCCCUCCGAUGGGGAAAUGACGACGGUGGGGCAGAUUAAUGGGAGGAGGAGUACCAGUUCUGGGUCCGCGGUUUCCUACGGGACUACCAUUACGGAGUUCAACACGGCUAUCAACAGUCGGGACAAUAGCAAAGCUGCCACGGAGCUGAAUGUCAAUGGCAACCCACCAAACAUACACUCAAAUCAUAGCUAAACCCUUGUGAUGCCAAGAACUGGAAGGUUUCCGACGUCAACAUGUUGUGCUGGAUGUAGAAGAGUUGGCAGCACUGCUGAAACACAUUUACUGUCCAGAAAAAGAGAAUUAUACUGUUCUGUUC
This is a messenger RNA of Leptinotarsa decemlineata (Colorado potato beetle), 1266 nucleotides long. RefSeq names its product octopamine receptor beta-2R. Gene Ontology annotation, biological process: positive regulation of MAPK cascade; adenylate cyclase-activating adrenergic receptor signaling pathway. Gene Ontology annotation, cellular component: plasma membrane. The record is from RefSeq and is a predicted model, not a curated record. Lineage: Eukaryota; Metazoa; Arthropoda; Insecta; Coleoptera; Chrysomelidae. Gene Ontology annotation, molecular function: octopamine receptor activity.